Molecule: messenger RNA, 2681 nt
Organism: Solea solea (common sole)
Lineage: Eukaryota; Metazoa; Chordata; Actinopteri; Pleuronectiformes; Soleidae
Gene: c2h19orf44
Product: chromosome 2 C19orf44 homolog
Exons: 10
Coding region: 293-2425 (710 amino acids)
Source: RefSeq, a predicted model, not a curated record
GAAGCGCUUCCGUGGCAACAAGGGACGCUAGAGUAGACGCUAAGUUGGUACAACUAGUGUUUCAAUGUACAAUUUACAUUGUAAAUCUAAAUAUUCACACAUGGCAUUGGAGAUAAUGUGUAACGGAGCCUUUCAUGUCAAAGGGCGCCGUGUAUACGUAGCUAGCUAACAUGUUUUUAGCCUCCAGCUAGCUAACACUGCUGCCUGUAAUGAAGGCUGCCGUUAAAACAUCGUGAGGACAAUGAGGUUGAGAUAAAAACAAACAAAAAAAGCACCAGAAAUUAGGAAGAAGAUGUGGAAACGAGGCGGCCGAAGUUCUGCCUUGGUCCGAGCAGAGGCUCUGCUGUCCGCAAAGAGGAGCAGCACAGGAGCCUCUGAGUCCUCACCGAGGUCCAUAGACACAACCCGGGAACAUGCAGGUGCUGUGGACAAGUUCAUGAAGACCACAUAUGCUCCUCCGAAUCCCCACACCUUACUCUCAGAUUUGUCAUCAGUCAGCUCUUCUUCCGCAGAGAAUGGAGCUGACACUCUUGUUCCUGAAAAGAUUCAGGUACAUGACGGGGUUCCCACCAAGGCCCUCAGACCUCAAAGCUCUCUGGAAGUAGGAGUAGAGGUAGGACAAGGAGGAGGGAGCAGGUUCUUGAAAAAGGUUCCCCCACCUUCAACCAGCAACAGCCAGUCGCCUGUGAGGACGAGCCAAACACAGCCAAUGUCUGAGCCAAGGUAUGUGUCAUCAUCCCAGCAUAGUUCCCAGACUGCUGUGAUUAGUAGACUGGCUCAAAUUGAAAGCCGCUUCCGCAGAUUUAAGCAGAACCAGGAACCGGUCACACCGGGAAUUCCGUCACCAUCUCCAGAACCAGAGAGAAGGCCGGUGUCAUCACAGUCCAGCAGUGAACAGAGUCUGAAGGGGAAACGUUUCCUCAAGACCAAGGCUGCUGUGGCUGCUGACAACACAAACGCUGCUCCCUCUGGGACUCCCACAGGCUCAGGUCCUGGUGUUGGGUUUAGGUCCAGAGCUGCUGGUGCUGCACUCUCUUCGGUUGGUUUGGAGAAGAAGUCAUUGAGAGUAGUGCAUGGUGUGAGUCUGGAGAGUGAUGAAGAGGACAUGAAGAAACUGCUUGGAGACUCUGUGGAUUCAACAGACAAAAGCUUGUUUGGACCACAGAGUGCGCUCUCCGUGAGAACAGCAAACAAGGAAAACAAGUCCAGAUCGCCUCCAGCUGCUGUUUGUCCUUCUCCCCCUUCUGACCGAGCACCGCCUCGCUCCCCUGCCUCCCCCUCCUCCCAUAGUUCUCCUUUUCGAUUCACUGGCCAUGUUCGGGCCCAGUUCAGCCCCUCUGCUCUCUCUCUGUCCCCUUCUCCUCCUCACGUCUCCCCCUCUCCGAAAAGGAGACAUAAAUCUCCCCCGUCAUUCCAGCGCUCCUUCUCCUCUAUGUCUGGCCACAAGGAUGUGCUCUCUCUGGAGGAGCUCUUCCCUGCAGGGCGUCGCUCUGAAGAUCCUGACAGCGACAUGAGCUCAGUUGCCUCUGAAAGUGAGAGAAAUUUCAAGAUGAACGUGAUGACAGUAGAUGAUCUUGUCCCCGCUGCCUUUGAAAUCACGGAUGAAAUGCCAAGAAAGGAGAUCAUCAGAGAUGAUCAGAGAGAUCAUCAGCUCCCGAGACUGAGGGUGGAGGAGAAGGAGAGGGUGUACGAGGAGGAAGUGCUAGAUUAUCAAAGUGACUUUGAGAGUGAGAUCAGGACAGAGAUGGAUGACAGCGCCAGAGAUGUUGCAGAGGACUUGCAAGGAGAAGAGACAGAUGUGGUGUCUGAGGUCAGGAAGGAGGCUUGGAGUUCAGACGCGUCCAGCGAGAGGAUGAAAAAUGAUUACUCCAGCCGUUUCUCAGACACAGAUUCACAGACCUCAGGCUGCAGUCGGACGUCGGAGUCGUACAGCAGCAGCAGCAGCAGAAGCUCCAUAUCUGUGUCACACAGCAGACGCACGCCACAUCACCAGAGGAGAUCAGCUUCUUCAGAGAGAAAGAAUGUUAAAGAUGUAGCAGUGCAAACACAGCCUGACACUGUGGCGUACUCAUGGUCAACUGGAACGGCUACAUUUAAUCCUCCGUCAGCCCCGACCUUCAUGACUUACACACCACUGGCUUCUUAUACUCUCAGUGCAGAAAGAGUGGAAGCUCUCAGCACCUUCAGUCCAGCUGUGUUUGCACUCAAUGAGAUGCUGAAACAGCAGCUCGCCAUGACGAGACGCUUCAUCGAGAGCAGCCAACGCAUUCACUCCAGCCUAGUGCAGAGUCUGGAGCCACCAAACUACAGGUACACAACGCUGGAAGACACCAAGGAGCGCAUUCGAAAGCACAGAUCUCCAAAGCUCACGAUGGAGGAAGCUUUAGAGAAGGUGCAGCAGGAAAUGAGGAGAAAUUGCACAUGAAUGCUGAUGCAGAGUGAAACUGAAUUACCGAUCCAUCUGUGUGCAGAGGAAGAAAUCAGUCAGAGCAGUGAAGAGCUGAACUAAUACUUGAUUCAUGUGACGCUAGAAUGUGUGAAUGAACUGGAUUUACACAGCAUCACUGUUAUGUUGGUGUGUUCUUGAAGUAUAUAUUAAUGGAUUCAAGUUAUUUUUGCUCAUGAAAAUAAUGAGUUCUUUUGUAUUUUUAUAAAUAAAUAAAUCAAUUUAUUCAAGGAUA